Molecule: messenger RNA, 1026 nt
Organism: Panicum virgatum (switchgrass)
Lineage: Eukaryota; Viridiplantae; Streptophyta; Magnoliopsida; Poales; Poaceae
Product: skin secretory protein xP2-like
Exons: 1
Coding region: 1-1026 (341 amino acids)
Source: RefSeq, a predicted model, not a curated record
AUGGGGAAUUGCCCGCCGUUGCCGUGUCCGUCCCCCUGCCCCGACGUGUCGUUCCAGGACAUUUGCGCCAACAACAACUGCCACGGCUGCUGCAUUUUCCACUGCAACUCCAAGCCCGGCGGCGUGCCGCCCGAGACGCCGCCACGGGACUUCCCACCGGUGCAGCUACGGCAGCUUCCGCACCUUCCUCCUCCACGACCAGGCUCGGCGCGGAACGGGGCCACGGCAUGCGGAACCGGCGGCGUGGCGCAGGACGUGCCACGGCCAGCCGACGGAUAUCGGUUCCGGCCGUCGCCGCGGCGCGCCGCGUCAGGCUCGGUUCCGACGGAGCGCGCCAGCGGCAGCAGCGUGGCGCCGCCGGGCGUGCCAGGCAACGGAGCUCGACCGGUGCCGGCGGUGUCCUGGCUCGCUGGGAUGGGCUCGGCUGAGAUGGGUGCCAUGGGCCACGGCAGCGGCGUCGUGCGGGCGCCGCCGCUGUCCUGGCGCACUGGGUCGGGCUCAGGCUCGGCUGGGACGGCGUGGGCCACGGGCCGCGAUGACGGCUGCAGCGUGGUAGAACGCCGAGGUUCACCGGUGCAUCCAGCGCGGGCCACAAGGCACGACGCCGGCGCCGCGGUGCCGCUGGGAGUGCCAGGCAACGGGGAUCGACCGGCGCCACAAGAGUCGCGGUGGCCUGGUCCUGGGACGGGCUUGGACGAGACGGGAUUCACUUGGCACGAUGGCAGCAUCGUGCCACGCCACGGAGAACGACGGGCGCCGCCGCCGUCCCGGCACACCGACUCGGGCAUCAUGGCCAAGACGACGUGGGCCACUGGCCGGGAUACCGGCGCCGAGGCGCUCGACAUGCCCGUGGCGGUCACGAUGGAGUCAGGCCAAGACAUCGGCAUGCAGGGUGAUAGUUCGUCACCGGCGCCGCAAGGGCGGUUGCCUUUGCCAUCGUCGUCAUCUUUUUCAGUUGGUCGGCUUUCCCGUGCAGAGUCCCGCCGGAGGUUUCCACAAGCCAGUGGGACCGAAGAUAAGGCGUAG